This is a messenger RNA of Pleuronectes platessa (European plaice), 1647 nucleotides long. RefSeq names its product netrin g1a (gene ntng1a). Lineage: Eukaryota; Metazoa; Chordata; Actinopteri; Pleuronectiformes; Pleuronectidae. Gene Ontology annotation, molecular function: cell-cell adhesion mediator activity. The record is from RefSeq and is a predicted model, not a curated record.
AUGCGUUUCCGUUUUGCGUUGACGCUGCAGGCGCUGUGGACCGCGGUUUGCCAGGCGGCCAUGCAGCACUACCCUGCAGCGUGGGGCCACUACGACGUGUGCAAGUCCCAGAUUUAUACAGACGAAGGCCUUACCUGGGACUACAUGGCCUGCCAACCCGAGGCGACAGACAUGACCCAUUACUUGAAGGUUACUCUGGAUCCCCCCAACAUCACCUGUGGAGACCCUCCGGAGACGUACUGCGCCCUGGAGAAUCCUUACAUGUGUAAUAAUGAAUGUGAUGCCAGCACUGACGAGCUCGCCCACCCUCCAGAGCUCAUGUUCGACAUCGAGGGCCGCAACCCCACCACCUUCUGGCAGUCCACCUCCUGGAAGAAGUACCCAAAGGCCCUCCUGGUCAACCUCACGCUCUCUUGGAACAAGACCAUCGAGCUGACUGACGACAUCGUCCUCACCUUUGAGUCAGGCCGGCCCGAACAGAUGGUCCUGGAGAAGUCUCUGGAUUACGGCCGAACCUGGCAGCCCUACCAGUUCUACGCCACCGACUGCCUGGACGCCUUCACCAUGGAGCCCAAGACGGUGCAGGACUUGACCCAGCACACCCUGCUGGACAUCAUCUGCACUGAGGACUACUCGCGAGGUUAUGUGUGGAAGAAUGACAAAACUGUGCGCUUUGAGAUCAAGGAGCGCUUUGCCCUGUUCGCCGGGCCCCGGCUCCACAACAUGGCCUCGCUUUACGGCCAACUGGACACGACCAAGAACCUGAGGGACUUCUUUACCAUCACAGACCUGAGAAUCCGCCUGCUCCGGCCUGCCACGGGAGCUACGAUGGUGGACGAGACCAACCUGUCCAGAUACUUCUACGCCAUCUCGGACAUCAAAGUGCAGGGCAGGUGCAAGUGCAACCUUCAUGCCAUCAGCUGCGUAUAUGACAAAGACAAGUUGGGCUGCGAGUGUGAACACAACACCACCGGGCCUGACUGCGGCCGCUGCAAGAGGAAUUACCAGGGGCGAGCGUGGAGUGCUGGCUCCUACCUGCCCAUCCCUAAGGGCACAGCUAAUAUCUGUAUUCCUAAUAACAUUGGUCCAGUUAACUGCGAAUGCUUCGGCCACUCCAACCGAUGCAGCUACAUCGAAGUGCUAAACACCGUCAUUUGCGUGAGCUGUAAGCACAACACUAGGGGCCAACACUGCCAGCUAUGCAAGCCGGGCUACUACCGCAAUGCCUCGGCAGAACUGGACGCUGAAAAUGUGUGCAUAGAGUGUAAUUGUAAUCCAUUUGGCUCAGUCAGUGAUCGCUGUAAUGGCACAGGAUUUUGUAUAUGUAAGGAGGGCGCUACAGGGCCCAAGUGUCAGGAGUGCCUACCCGGCUAUUUGUGGGACGAUGGCUGCAAAUCCCGGGUGUGCGACAACGAGCUCCUGCGCUGCCAGAACGGCGGCGUGUGUGUCAACAACGUCCGCUGCAACUGCCCCGCGACCUACAGCGGCCUGCUGUGUGAGAAGCCCCGCUGCAGCUCGGAGCUGGGGGGCUGCGGGGGCCCCGGCUCAGGCCAGGCCCCGCUGACGCCUCCGUCGGCCUUCAGGCUGCUGCUGCUGCUGCUGCUGCUGCUGGGCCCGGUGCUGCUGGGAGAGGCCGCCGUGCUCUGA